UGUUGGGUGUGUUGUGUUGAGGAUUGCACAGACGUUACAGCAUUAAGCAAAAAGCUCUGAGCGCGGUCACGGUACCGACUGCUCCCUCGUCACGGCGGUAAGACUCCCGGUUACCGGAAAACACCGACGACGUCACGUUAAUUUGCAGAAAGCGCUCGAGGUGUGGAGGGCGACACGCGGGCGGACCCGGCGUGGCAGCGAGACGGUUACUGUUCACCGGACUGAAGCGGCCGACCGAGCGCCGCCAUGAGCUCCAAGGUGUGCAGGAACUGCGGCGGCGCCGACAUCGACGUGGACGCGGCGCGCGGCGACGCCGUGUGCAUGACCUGCGGCUCGGUGCUGGAAGACAACAUCAUCGUGUCUGAGGUGGAGUUCGUGGAGACGGGCGGAGGAGGCUCGGCGGCCGUGGGCCAGUUCGUGGCCACCGGAGCCGGAGGAAUCAACCCGUCUUUUGGGGGAGACAACCACUUCUCAGGUGUGGGGAGGGAGUCCAGAGCCCAGACGCUGCAGAAAGCAAGACACAACAUCAACACUCUGGGUCACCAGCUGCAGAUGAACAAGCACUGCCUGGACACGGCCUUGAACUUCUACAAGAUGGCGCUCAUGAAGCACCUGACCCUCGGGCGCAAGAACGCCCACGUCGUCGCCGCCUGCCUCUACCUGGUCUGCCGCACCGAGGGGACGCCGCACAUGCUGCUGGACCUCAGUGACAUCCUGCAGGUGAACGUCUACAUGCUGGGGAGAACCUUCCUGGUGCUGUCCAGAGAGCUGUGCAUCAACGCCCCGGCUAUAGACCCGUGCCUCUACAUCCCUCGCUUCGCCCAGCUGCUGGAGUUCGGGGACAAGAACCACGACGUGGCCAUGACGGCCAUGAGGCUGGUGCAGAGGAUGAAGAGGGACUGGAUGCACACGGGACGAAGGCCAUCGGGUCUCUGCGGGGCAGCUCUUCUCGUCUCUGCUCGUAUGCACGAAUUUCGGCGAACCAUCAAGGAAAUCGUGGGCGUUGUAAAAGUUUGUGAAAGCACGCUCAGAAAAAGACUGACGGAGUUCGAGGACACGCCCACCAGCCAGUUGACCAUCGAGGAGUUCAUGAAGGUGGACCUGGAUGAGGAGUGUGACCCGCCCUGCUUCACAGAAGGCCUGAGGAAGAAGAAAUUCAACAAGCUGGAGAUCGAGCUGAAGAAGAAGAUGGACGACGUGGAAGAGGAGAUCCAGGUCUACCAGGACGAGAUCGACGGCGAGCUGGGGAGCAGCCGGCCCAAACUCAGAGGCGUCUACGCCGCCUACAGCAAACAGAACGUGUGCAAAGACGACGGUGACGACCGCUCGCCGACGUACCUGUCGUUGGACGGCGAGGAGGCGGAGAACGAGGACGACGAGGACGACGUGCUGCAGGCCGUCGCCAAGCACUUUGGAAAAGAGCUGCGGGAGCUCACGCUGGAGGCCCUGAUGAAGCUGGAGCGCAGGAGGCCGGGCCAGCAGGAGGAGGAGAAGGAGGAUGAGGAAGAAGAGCUGGAGGGGGACAUCCCCAAGAGGAAAGCCCCGUCGCUGCGGUCCAUCCUGGGCUCCAUGCCCACGGCGGCCAGCCUCGGCCUCCAUGAGACCCUCCAUGGAUCCACCGGGGACGGCAAGGGGAACGAUGGGGAUGCUGACGGCGGGGAGCUCGACCUGAGCGGGAUAGAUGACAGUGAGAUAGAGCUGUACCUGCUGAGUGACUAUGAAGUCCAAGUGAAGACGGCGCUGUGGAUGGCAGAGAACUCCGACUACCUCAAAGAGCAGAAAGUGAAGGAAGCAAAGAUAGCGAAGGAGAAGGAGCUCGGGAUCUACAAAGAGAAGAAGCCCCGAGGACCCUCGAGGAGGCACCCCCCGAUCCGAGCCAACACCGCGGACGAGGCCAUCGGGAAGAUGCUGGAGCAGAAGAAGAUCUCCACCAAGAUUAACUACGACGUCCUGAAGGACCUGAACAUCAAGCCGGCCGCCAGCCCGGCCCGCGGGGCCGAGUCCCUGAAGAAGGAGCCGGCCGGCCCCAAGCUCACGGGGCGCAGCAGGAAACCCCUCUGGCCGGCGCUCAGCCUCAGCACGCCGCUCAGCAGCCUGGGGAAAAGGUUGCAGCCGUUCAUUACCGGUCAGCCCAGUAAGAAGCUCGCUGUGGAGCAGCGCCUCCAUUAUGCUCUGAAUGGAGCUCCUUGAGGAGCUGGAGGAGCUCCGUCAACGAGGACGUAAACACUACCACAAGGAGGCCGGGUCAACAAGGCUCGUUACUUAGCAACAGCCCCCCCCCCCCCUCCUCCUGGGAACCUGAGGUGGCUGCUCCUCAUUACGUAACGCUGCAGAUUGAAAAGAGAUGUUUGUGCUUCCUCCCUCCUUCUCCUCCUCAGUAACCAUCUGUGCAUUUCUCAAACAACCCAAGGAAGGAAACAACCACUUUACAAGAACCCUCUCCCCUCAGAAAGGGCCCAACAAGUUGAUCUGUGACUGUUGAAAGUGUCUUCGUCUUCAUUUUUGUUUUCUUCCUCCUCUUUUUCCUCUUCCUCCUAGAACCACCUCCUGAAGGUCUUUUCCAAUUCUUUGAGAUGAGAUUUUCAGAAUAAAAGCUCAUUUAUUUGUACGAUGCAGUAAAGUCUGUAGUCGAGAUUUAAACUAUUAAAAUGUCACUUUAUUUAGUUUUAAAGUGACUGUUGAGAUGUUUGUCGCUUACAGUGGCUCUUAAAAAUAAACAGAAAGAAAAAAGGAUUAUGUAAAAGUUAUUUACAUUAUCCUACAGAAAAUAACCCCAAUUCUAUGCAGAGAAUACGAAUAAAUAACCGAGAAAUGCAUCAAGACCCAGAUCACGAGAUAAAGAGUUUAAAAUAUAAAGACAAAAACAUCACGCAGCGAUAAAAGAGAUCCUAAAAUAUGAUGCACACACACACGCUCUCUCGCUCUUGCUCUUUCUCUCGCUCUUGCUCUUUCUCUCGCUCUUGCUUUCUCUCUCUCUCUCGCUUUCUGUCUUGCUCUCACUCUUGCGUUCUUUAGUCGCUGCAGGCCGACAGACGUCGACGUCCCAUAAAACACCGAGCGCUGGUUUCCUCGCUUCCUUCUGGCUUCCUUCUGGCUUCCUAACGAGCCGUUUGUCCUCCUUAAGGAGACUCAGAGUCUUGAUGUUUGCAUAUCUCUGUAAACAUGAACGCCGAUAUGAAAACAUCUCCUAAUUAGUCUGGAGCUCAUUAAUUAUUAUUAUAUGUUAUAUAAAUAUAUAUAUAUAUAUAUAUAAAUAUCUCCACAGCCGGCUGAAGCCAGAAGGAAUCCACUGGGGGGUUCCGGGGCAUAUUUCAUUUUUAUAUAUUUCUUAUUAAUUCUAUGAUUGUGAGACCAAAAUAAAUAAAUUUCAAUCUAAGGACAUACAAAGCAGAAUAAGUGGGGAAAAACAACAACAAUGACAAGCUGUGAAUCGAUGUGCAAAUGAAGAAGAGAAGGAUAAAGUGAUGGAGGAUGCAGGUAGAAUUAAAGAGAGGAAAGGAAAGGAGGCAAAUAAGAGAAAGGUGGGAGGAGAGGAAAGGAGGCCCAUUGGAUGUAGCGAUGGCAGAAUGGAGCCCAGCAGGGGUCCAACAGGCUGAGGAGGUGCAGAUGAAUCGAGGCGGACAUGAAGUUCUGCUCUCUGGUGCUUCUGAGAUCUGUUAAACCACAAAUAAAUACAUACUCUGGGGAAACAUAACAUGUCCUUUAGCAGUCAUCAGUUUCUCGUGAUCGUUUUGGUGGAACCGGCGUCGUCGUCUUUGUGGGAAUGAAGUGAAACCUUCACGCUUUUGCUUAUCAUCGUUUCCACUGCUGGAGAAACACCUGACUUUAUUAAAGCGUGUUUGUUUUCUCUUACGGGGACAUGUCCUCCUGUGUCAGGCGUGUUUUCUGAUACAAAAAUAAAAACAACUAUAUAUCUGUCCCAGCAUGCACCUGGAAAAACUCUCCCGGUUACAGACUGUUUAAAUCACCUGCCGUCGCCCAGCGGGGGGGUCACAGUCUGAGUGGUGAAAUGCACCAGAGGAACAUUCUAAUUGGCUGUUUCCUCCACACUCAGCCCUUUAAUUCUCUCUUACUCUGAAGGGUCACCCCCCCACCCACCCCCUCCCCCUAAAGACAGUCCACUGCCGGGCAGCUUAUAAACAUGAGGUGAUAAUGAGGAGUGAGAUGAUGAAGGUCACGCUGUGUUCAGUCUCAUGUGGGGAAGAAAUGAAAUAUGAAAUAUCUCCUCUGCCACCUUCAGCUCACGCUGUUUAUUAUUAUAUAUUUUUAUUAUCGUUUUAAAGGAAGUGGGCGAUAUGAGAUCAGAUCUGGAUUAGAUUUCCCCGAAGGUGAAACUCGAGGUGUCACACAGAGUAAAAAAAUAUUAAAAACCUUCCGUCUGCUCGUAUCUAACAAUAUUUCCUGUUUGCCUAGGUGGGCGUCGCCAGCCCCC
Messenger RNA from Pseudoliparis swirei, 4432 nucleotides. RefSeq names its product transcription factor IIIB 90 kDa subunit-like. Bases 247 to 2190 code for a protein of 647 amino acids. The record is from RefSeq and is a predicted model, not a curated record. Gene Ontology annotation, biological process: DNA-templated transcription initiation; transcription by RNA polymerase III; transcription preinitiation complex assembly. The transcript is spliced from 18 exons. Lineage: Eukaryota; Metazoa; Chordata; Actinopteri; Perciformes; Liparidae. Gene Ontology annotation, molecular function: RNA polymerase III type 3 promoter sequence-specific DNA binding; RNA polymerase III general transcription initiation factor activity; TBP-class protein binding. Gene Ontology annotation, cellular component: transcription factor TFIIIB complex; transcription preinitiation complex; nucleus.